Messenger RNA from Corylus avellana, 2162 nucleotides. RefSeq names its product metacaspase-1-like. The record is from RefSeq and is a predicted model, not a curated record. Gene Ontology annotation, biological process: proteolysis. Gene Ontology annotation, cellular component: cytoplasm. Gene Ontology annotation, molecular function: cysteine-type endopeptidase activity. NCBI's taxonomy places the organism in Eukaryota, Viridiplantae, Streptophyta, Magnoliopsida, Fagales, Betulaceae.
UUUAUUUCUCUUCUCAAAAUAAAAACAUCAUGCCAUGUUCUUCAACCACCUCAUAUGACAUGACACCGUAUACACCACGGAUCCUAUACCUUUUGACAAGCAAAAUGCCCCAACAUAACAUAACAUCUCGGAGUUCAAAUAAAAUGCCAAUGGAUUGGUCCUUCUUAAAGUGCACAAAGAUAAAGAAUUCCGGUACACUCGGUUCUCUUUAUUCCCCUCUAGGUCCACCUCAUAUUCAUCGUCAUAGUCUACAUCAUCCUCGUUCAGGUAAUGCAGCUCUUUGUUGAUGUUGGGUGUAGCCAUCAUUGUCAUCUGCAUCAGUUGGCCUCAUAGCAUGUAUAACAGAAGCAAGGGUAUGUUUCAUUACACUCAUUUCAUAGAAAUGUUUCAGAUUUAAGUGAGCUUCCCCUUGUUAAAAGGGAAUGGAGACUAUUAACUUCAAGGAUACAUUACAGUAAUAUUCACACUUCCAUUUGUUGCAAGUCCUUGAAAGCUGAGACAUGUUGGACCCUCAACGAUUUCAAUGGAAGAUGCUAAAGAUUAAAGCCAAUGGUUCCCUUCAGACAGUUUCUGAUAACUUGACCCAUGUAGACAGAAUCCAAUCCUAUUUCUCCACCUUUCCAAAACAUCUUAGAUAACUUGAGAAUUGGCCCGAGCUACCCCAAACCCGAUUCGAUUCGAUUUGUGCACCUCUCAAAUCGAAUCUGAGUCCAUAUUCUUCAAAAUCAAAUAGGUCGGUUUGAUGCCUUCAUGGUCUCUGUUCAAAACCCCAGCUGUUCUUUAUACAAACUUUAUCCAUUAAAGGAAAGAUGGAAUCUGAUUCUCCACCAUCGCCGCAAGUGACACAAUUUUUCCAAGAUCCUACAAAAACGAUGCCACCCUCCAAAACCACUGCUUUUGCAUACAGAAAUUAAAGCAAUGGCAGGCAGAAGAGAAAGGUGCAGUUGGUGUGGGUUGCAGCUACUGGUGCCGCCGGAGGCUCAAACCAUUCAGUGUGCUGCAUGCCAAGCCGUCACCCCAGUUCGACCAAAUGACCCUUGGGUUCAAGUCCACGACUCAAUUUACAAUGCAGCAAAUCGGUUUAAAAGCCUUGUGAACUCGGCGGUGGCCGCUGCUUCUCUCAACAGCUAUCCGGCAUCGAACACGCCAGUUAAUGGUUACUACUAUCCUCGGCCACCGGGACCAACGCUGCCAUUGAUUCCGCCUAACUCCCAUGGGAGGAAGCGAGCACUUCUAUGUGGAGUGAGCUAUUAUGGACGUGGGAACAAGCUCAAAGGAAGUGUGAAUGAUGUUAGGUGCAUGAGAUACUUUCUGGUGGAAAAGUUGGGUUUCCCCAAUGAUUCCAUACUCAUCCUAACUGAGGAGGAGACAGAUUCAUUUAGGAUUCCGACGAAACAUAACAUCCGAAUGGCCAUGAGAUGGCUAGUCCAGGGGGUUCAGUCAGGUGACUCGUUGGUCUUCCACUUCUCCGGCCAUGGCUCAAGGCAGCGCGACCACAACAUGGAUGAGAUUGACGGCUACGACGAAACACUGUGCCCUGUUGAUUACGCGACGGAGGGGAUGAUAGUUGAUGAUGAAAUUAAUGCCACCAUUGUUCGCCCACUACCCCAUGGUGCCAAGCUUCAUGCCAUCGUGGAUGCCUGCUACAGUGGAACCGUGCUUGAUCUGCCAUUUGUGUGCAGGAUGAACAGGGAAGGAUACUACACAUGGGAAGAUCAAAGAUGUAUGUCAGGUGUUUAUAAAGGAACAAGAGGUGGACUAGCAAUCUCUUUCAGUGCCUGUGAUGAUCACCAGACGUCUGCGGACACAACGGCUUUUACAGGUAAAGACUCAACAGGUGCCUUGACUUAUAGCUUCAUCCAAGCAGUGCAAAAUGAACCUGGAUUAACAUAUGGUCGCUUGUUGAAUAGCAUGCGCCAUGCAAUUCGUGAGGCCAAAACUGGAAUACGUCUAAAUGGCCCAAUUGCAUCUCUUGUUAAUAGAUUAUUAUGCAUGGAGUUAUCACAGGAGCCUCAGUUGUCAUCAUCAGAGAAGUUUGACAUUUAUAACAAACAAUUUGUACUUUAAUAUUUUGUAAUAAUGUCCGCAAACUCAUAGUCAAAACGUACGUAUUAUCCAUAGCUUUUUUUUAGACUGAUCGGCUAUCUUUGUCGUUGGCAUUG